Hippoglossus stenolepis (Pacific halibut) is the source of this 5359-nucleotide messenger RNA. It is a transcript of the gene znf142, whose product is annotated as zinc finger protein 142. Gene Ontology annotation, cellular component: nucleus. The transcript has 7 exons. Bases 615 to 5171 code for a protein of 1518 amino acids. Gene Ontology annotation, molecular function: DNA-binding transcription factor activity, RNA polymerase II-specific; RNA polymerase II transcription regulatory region sequence-specific DNA binding. Lineage: Eukaryota; Metazoa; Chordata; Actinopteri; Pleuronectiformes; Pleuronectidae. The record is from RefSeq and is a predicted model, not a curated record. Gene Ontology annotation, biological process: regulation of transcription by RNA polymerase II.
GAGGAGGAGUCGAAGAAGAAGAAGAAGAAGAAGCUAGCUCGAUGAUGCUAAUCGAGCUUUAUUAUCAUUUUAUUAUUCUCAUAUAAACUACGCGUUUCCUUCUGAUUCUAACUUUCAGUAUAAAUGACUUCAUUCUGCACAGCAGCGGGGUUUUUUAAACGAGCCGGAUGUGGCAGCCAUGUUGUUCAAGAGGUGGAUGUUGAUGGUGUGUUUCACAGACACACAGCUCUGCAGAAACCCGGGCGGUAGGUCCGAUAGUACACGAUGGAGACAGUCGAACCGCAUUGGUGUGAAAAGUGUGGACAGAGUUUCACAGACCGUGAUGUUUUCCUCUCUCGUCCCUGUUUGAAGAGUCCGACCGCUUCCUCUUGAACAGGAGAGCUGAGCAGCUACAAAUGCUCUCGGUGCACUGAGGCCUUUUCCACACAUCACUUCAAAACCACUCACAGUGGACACAACCCUGGAGGCCUGUUUGCCUGCACUGGGCCCGGAUGCCAGUUCAGCAGCACUGACCACCAGGAAUAUCAAGCCCACUUGACGUCCACACACGGCACUCACUCUCAUUCCUUGCACCUUCCGGCCCUGCAAAAGUGUCACUGCCCACACAGAGUGAGAUGGAGAGACACUUGUCCGACAGGCCAAAAAGAAAACUGAAGUCCAACCCAUCUUUCCCAGGAAAUGGGCGUAAGGAACAGCCUGAGCGGGAUGGACACAGUGACAAAAGAGUGAGAGAGGCAGAGGAAAGAGACAGUCCUCCCGCAGUGGACGCUGCACCAAUGAAAUCCAAAGAGUACGUAGCAGAAGGUGCCGAGCACAUCUAUCGCACCCACACCUGCCCCACAUGUCGUCGCUGCUUCAAGAUGCGCUCCCACCUGCAGGAGCACCUCCAUUUACAUUUCCCUGACCCCAGUCUCCAGUGUCCCACCUGCAAGCAUUACUUCACCAGCAAGAGCAAGCUACGCAUACACAGGCUCCGGGAGGCGGGUGACAAGGUUCACCGUUGUCACCUGUGUGAAUAUUCCGCUGUGGAGCGUAACGCGAUCCGUCGGCACCUCGCCAGCAUGCACACUGAUGAGGCACAAGAUGGCGUAAAGAGUCAAAGUUAUCCCUGUCCCACCUGUGGUCAAAGCUUUCGUCAAAGCAGGUCACUCAAGGCUCACAUGAAGACGCACAACAGCCAAACUGCCAGCAAACCGGUGGCCUGCUUCCAUGAGGCCUGUUCAUUCCAGAGUUCUUUGCGCAAAGAACUUCUAAGACACACUGUUGAGGUCCAUGGGGUCAAAGCAGUAGAAUGUCGCCAUCAUGCCUGUGGGGCCAUUUUUCAAACAGAGAUGGACAUGGAGAUUCAUUAUCGGACUCACAUCGCCUACCACUGCUCGCAGUGUGAUUUCUCUUCCUCCAAUAAAACUCUUUUCCUCCAGCACCAGCGGCUCGGUCACGCAGGGACAGACGAGCUCUGCUGUGACUUCUGCUCCUUCUCCACGUUCAACCCGGUGGAGUUUGAGCAGCACAUUGGACACUUGCACGCCAGCGAGAAGAUCCAUCGUUGUUCUCAGUGCAGCUACGUGACCUCACAUAAACGCGGCUUGAAGAGACACAUGCUGAUGCACAGUGGUGACAAGCCCCACAAGUGUAGCCUGUGUGAUUUCAGAUGCCGAGAUGAGUCCUACCUCUCCAGACAUAUGCUCACUCACUCAGACGACAAAAACUUCAUGUGCGCUGAAUGUGGAUACGUCACUAAAUGGAAGCACUAUCUCAACGUCCAUAUGAGGAAACACGCUGGAGACCUCAGGUACCAUUGUGAUCAGUGUCCCUAUCGCUGUCACCGCAUGGACCAGCUAAACAGUCACAAACUACGACAUCAGGACAAAUCACUCAUCUGCGAGAUCUGUGCUUACGCCUGCAAGCGCAAGUAUGAGCUUCGCAAUCACAUGUUGGCCAAACACUCCGGAGAGGAGAAACAGCCAUCUGCCUUCAAGUGCAAGUACUGCACGUACACAACCUGCUACCGACAAGCGCUUCAAAACCACGAGAACUGCAAACACACCAAGCUGAAAGAGUUCCGCUGUGCCCUCUGUCUCUACUCCUCGUUCAGUAGCAUCAGCCUCUUCCUGCACAAGAGGAAAGCUCAUGGGUAUGUGCCUGGGGACAAAGCAUGGCUAGAGAACUACGCUGCGAAGGAGAAGGAGAGAAACUCAACAGGGUUCGUGGAGGAUUUUUACAACAAGCGCUCAGCAGCUCAUGAGCAGAAUGAACCACCCUCGACAUCUCGGAGAGAACAACGUGGGCUCCCUGGUGCAGCGGAUCACAGUGCAGGCACAGAAGCAGAAGCAGGAUCACAAACUGUGGAGGAAGUUCCUCAAGAGGUUGUUGAUGAAGGUAUUUCAGACAGUCCGCCAACUGUGAACAGUCCAGAGGAAUACUGUACUCUGAUUCUGACUACACUGUCCACCACCGAUUAUCAAACCCCCGCUUUGCAAAACACGGAGGAAAACUGUGCAAAUCCAACAGCCACUCAAGAAAAGGCAGCCGUCUCUACAUCCACAAAUUCAUCAGAGGAAGAUAAUGUAGCGACGCCCCAUGAACAGUGUGACCCACGUGAUUUAGAUGACAGCUACAAGCCUCUGAAUAAUUCAACCAGUCAAACUGAGGAACCCAAGAAGUGUCCAACACCUGAGGUGGAGAUUGACGAUGAAACAAUCGGUUCCAUUUUGCCGCCUGUGCACAAUCAGCCAUCAGACUUCGAGGUGCGUCUGAAAGCCAUGAAGAAGCACGACAAGGACCAGGCAGAAGCCAUGGUUUUGGAGGGACGUGUGCAGAUGCUUGUGGUGCCGACUAAAGACGCUCAUCGCUGCGACAAGUGCUCGUAUGUAACCUUCGAGGAGACCGCGUUGAAGCACCACAGCCUGACUCUGUGCCACGGAAAGAUGAAGGAACACAGGUGUCAGGCCUGUGGUGCACAGUUCAAACAGAGGAGAGGCCUCGAUAGUCACCUGGUGAAGAAGUGCCCAAUGCGUCCACGAAAAACAAGGACGUUUGUGGGUAUUUCAAAAAUAUGUCCAGCUGCAGAGGGGAGCUCUUGUCAGGGUGAGGAAGGAUCCAAAGAACUGCCUGAAGGAACAAAUUCAGAUCAGACAGAGCUGCUUCCACAACAUAUCAUCUCCACAGACGAUCAGGUUCAUCAGCAGGAAGAGGAAGUAACAACCUGUGAAGGCUUUGAUGAUAAUGAAACUACAUCCACUGAUCCAAAACACCAGCAAAGCAAAACUCGGAUAAAUAUAGUUGUGAAAAAACUAUUUGUUUCCCGUAACAAGGGCAGAAGAAUUUUGCUGAAGAAAAACUCCCUUUACACUCAAGCAGAUGGUAAAUUUAAAUGCAAGCUCUGCAGGUUUUCAUCUGUCAGGCUUGCAACAGUUGAACGGCACCUCGCCACCUGCCACAAAGAAUGUAGGAGAGGAGACAAGCAGAUCCUCUCAGAAGUGGACGGUCAGUGUGAUAACGAGUCAGUCACAGAACAAGAGGACCUGUUAGAUGAGGACAACGGAAAAACUCAGACUUUCUCUAAUCCAAGCUGUGCUCAGAAAGCAGCGUUAUCAGACAGCCCUAAAAAGAGAGCACGCACAAAACCAGACGAAUGCACAACCCACCACAUUCUGUAUGUUCAUAAAAAGAAGAAGUUCGAUGUCGCUCAACCUAAACUUUUGCAUUGCCUGCUCUGUACUUUCAGCUGUAAGCAGAAACGGUGCAUGGCACAGCAUGUUGCACUCAAACACAAAGGUGCGCGGCCUCACCGGUGCAAAUACUGUCCGUUCACCACCACCAGGCGCUACCGCCUGGAAGAACACGAAUCUCUUCACACAGGAAUCGGCCGUCACAAGUGUGAAGUGUGCGACAAGACCUUUGGGGCUGUGACAAAACUGCGUCAGCACAAGAUGCGUAUCCACGACAAACAGCCCACGCACUUCUGCUCGGUGUGUGACUUCAGUGGCUACACGCUCGACGAUGUGAGGCGGCACAACCUCAGAUGCCACACGGGGGAGCUAAAGCACGCCUGUGCUGCAUGUGAAGCUUGCUUUAGUUCAGAGAGUGCACUCAGAAACCACUGUAAGCGCGUGCACAGGCUUCAAGUCUGUUUCCCAUGCGAGCAGUGUGACUACACAUGUAGCAGCGAGGUCACACUGAAGAGCCACCAACAAACCAAACACCGCCUGGUAAAGUGCACCACCUGCCACGAGUCCUUUUUGACAAAGGAAAGCCUGGAGAUUCACCAGAGAAGCCACAUGGCACAUCACUGUCAGCUGUGCCCCUUUGCCACCAAAACCAGGCAGCUGUUGGCUCAGCACCUCGGCAGCGAACACGAGGAGGGGUCUGCGGAGGACAAGCCCCUCAGGUGCAGCACGUGUCAGUUCGCAUGUCGCCAUCAGCUGGUGUUGGAGCAGCAUCUCCGGUCACAUGGAGGUCGGCGUCUGUACAAAUGCACCGACUGCGAGUAUUCAACCCGGAACAAGCAGAAGAUCACGUGGCACAUUCGUAUACACACGGGGGAGAAGCCGUACAGCUGUGAGCUGUGCAGCUACACCUGCACGGAUCCAUCCAGGUUGAAGCUUCAUAUGAGGGUUCAUCAAGAAGAGAAGAAGUACCUCUGUCCAGAGUGUGGCUACAAGUGCAAGUGGGCGAGUCAGCUGAAGUAUCACAUGACCAAGCACACAGGAGAGAAGCCGUACACCUGUGACGAGUGUGACUACCGCACCAACAGAGCGGACGCCCUCCGCGCCCACCGGGACACGCAGCACUGCGACAUGCGCCCUUACGUCUGCGAAAAAUGUGGCAAAGCAUUCAAGACCAGUUUCAUCCUGAAGACCCACCAGCGGCAGCACAGUGACGACCGGGCGUACACAUGCGGAUUGUGCCACAAGGCCUUCCGCUGGCCGGCGGGCCUCAGGCACCACUACCUCUCUCACACCAAGCAGCAGCCUUUCCGCUGUCGCCACUGCUCCUACAGAGCCAAGCAGAAGUUCCAGGUGGUCAAGCAUUUGCAAAGACACCACCCGGGGGUGUCGGUGGAGCAGGGGGUGGUGAGAGACUCUGAGGCGGUCAGCCUGACCCUGAAGGAGGCGCUGCAGGGGAGGCUGGACGAGAGAGCGGCUGGAGGGGAGGAAGAAGGUAGUUGAAGAGUUUGUGCACAGAGGGAAAGACGGUGACAUAAAGAACUGGCACCAUUUCUGUGUUUUCUCAUUAAUAUAUUUAAUAUUAUUUUGUUGACGGACUCUUUUACAUGUGAAAUCUAUUGCACUUCUAUCACAAAGUGUGUGUGUGUGUGUGUGUGUGUGUGUGUGUGUGUGUGUGUGUGUGUUGUGUG